Alternaria arborescens is the source of this 1596-nucleotide messenger RNA. RefSeq lists its product as hypothetical. NCBI's taxonomy places the organism in Eukaryota, Fungi, Ascomycota, Dothideomycetes, Pleosporales, Pleosporaceae. Bases 1 to 1596 code for a protein of 531 amino acids. The record is from RefSeq and is a predicted model, not a curated record. The transcript has 2 exons.
AUGUCGUUCUUGGGCGACCUCUUCAGUUGUGGUCGGGCGAGACGGACGCGCGAGACGUCGACGGAGCCGCUUGAAACAAACGACGCGACGCCCGAGCCCGUCAACGCGCAUGGAACUACUGCAACCACCGACCACCCCACGAUUGAGAAGCCGAACAACAUCCCUGCGUCCAAUGAAGACGGUAUCGAGCGCGUCGCAGGUCAAGUGCGAGCGGAUGUACAGCCUGAUGUCGAGAAACGUGGUAGCGGAUUAACCAAGGAUGGUGAUAUAGAGCUGGCAGUCAUCUCCGAAAAGUCGAAGCCAACUACGGGAUGGAUGGUCGAGCAGAGGGUCCUUGUCACAGCUACGCCCGCCACCAAGCAGGACACGUCUGUGCCAGAGCCAGAGCAGGAGCCCGAAGAAAAGCAUGAGCAGGAACACGAGACACGCGCACCUACCCCACCUGUUCGUUGCGCCACGCCUGAGCAGGAACCAUGGAACUCAACGCCAGUUGCGCAAGCAGCAGAGCCUGAAGUUUCCCACAUCGCCAUCAGUAAUCCUGUUCAGUGUGCGACGCCCGAACCAGAAACUCGUGCGACCACCCCAGAUGUAACAGCGGUUCAUGAGCAGACACCUGAACAGGCUAUCACGCUCGUACAAGAUGAGACCUUGGAACCCGCCCUCGCUGAGCCCGCCUCGUCCACCGUUGAACUCGAUGAUGCCGUUGAGCAUGUUCCGACAUCGAAGAAGUCUGCGCCAGUCCAGCUGCUUGACUUGCCACCAGAGAUAAGGAACCGCAUCUACGAGCGCAUGAGCGAGGAAAUGCCCAUCAGGAUGUGUCGACACGACGACCCGGCGCUGGCUCAACGCGAAGGCGAACCCGCGCGCUCUCCGCGUAGACAGUACUACAACCUCACUCAAGUAUGCCAACAGAUUCGCAAUGAGUUUCUGCCGAUAUACGCGAAGAAGGCGCACUACAUCAUCGACCUUUGGAGCCAAAAGUCGAAUCUUGUCAAAGUGGAUUCUCUCAAGGGUCAAGUUUCCUUGGACAUCGAUGCGGCGUGCUUCGAUAUGGAGCCUAUCGACUUGUUGCCGCUCAUCCGAUGCCUUGUCCGCACACGCCGAACCGACUGUCGUUUCACGUCUACCGAGGGAGUAGUCUUCCGCAGCAUAUCCGAGAUCGUUGCCGAGCUUAACAAGCUUCUCCCGAAUCCCGAGAACAGCAACCAAAGCUGGCUGACCGCGGUCAACGGACCACUGAAGAGGAUUGAUUUGCAUCUAUUCCCCCACGACGACAUCCGACAAUACUAUCGAUUCCGAGGUGCUGAGCCUCUGCUGCGUGUAGUCUACCCAUCGGCCGUGAGUGAGGAGUGGAUGAAGCGGGCUUCCAAGUCGGAGGGAUAUGAAGCCUACUUGCAGAAGACUGGAUUGGACAAGUUUGAGAUGCACGUUGUUGUUGGCCACGCCUCUCGACGGACUACGAACGAAGGCCGCCUGCCACUUGAUUGGCGCAUGAGCUACCAGCUCUCGAGGCACUCAAUCGACCGCGCCCCUCGCAUGUCCAUGGAUAUUGCAGCCGCUCGCAUGUCUAUUGACAGAGCCCCGCGGAUGUCAUGA